Messenger RNA from Prorocentrum cordatum, 303 nucleotides. NCBI's taxonomy places the organism in Eukaryota, Dinophyceae, Prorocentrales, Prorocentraceae. The record is from the annotation of a GenBank genome assembly.
CAUGUGAACCUCAAGCUGAAGCGCAGGCAGAGCGAGGGCAUCUCGUGCAUCUUCUACAGGAUCGACACCACGGAGGGUGCAGGGACCUGGAAGCAGCUCCUCCAGGUGUCCGACGCGAAGUUUUCGGACGAGAACUUGCGGCACCUGGAGGUGGCGACGGCGACGGACGCUGCCCAGGCCUGCAUCCUCCACAUCUUCAACCAGCUCUGCAAGAUGCAGGUCGGCAGCGACAACAUUGACGGCAUCAAGGGCGCGGCGCUGCAGGCCAGGACCAAGGCGUUCACCGACCUCGGCGUAGCAUAA